This is a messenger RNA of Oldenlandia corymbosa var. corymbosa, 1839 nucleotides long. Lineage: Eukaryota; Viridiplantae; Streptophyta; Magnoliopsida; Gentianales; Rubiaceae. The record is from the annotation of a GenBank genome assembly.
AUGAGUUUCCGAUACGCCCUUGCCAGCGGAUACUGCCCUUCAUGCGGCGGACAACCGGUUGCCCCACAUUCAUCUCUUGAAGCAAAUGAUUUAAGGCUGGAAAAUGCUAGGCUUAAAGCAGAGAUUGCAAGGGCCAAAGAUUUUCUAGCACAGUUUAAAGAGAAUGAGUCUCUCAAUCAGAACAACGUUUGUCCUAAUCCUCCACCUGAUGUCGAGGAGGAAGGGCAACUGGAAGGAAAUCUUCAUUUCAAGGAUACACCAACAAUGUCUUUUGGAGUACGAUCACCAUCACCACCACCUCCUGUGAAUAACCUUGACAGGAGAUGGAUCAAUGAACUCGCAAGUUCCGGCAUGAGUGAAUUAUACCAGAUGUCAUUAGCUGAAUAUCCUUUAUGGGUUCCAAGCAAUGAACAAAGGCAACUACAGCUCAACCAAGAGAUUUAUUACGAAAUUUUCAAAAAAGUAGAAAAUGUGAUGAGACGACCUUCUUCUUUUAAGCGAGAAGGAACCCGACACACUGAGAUUGUUAUGAUGGACUCCUUGCUUCUCGUCAAUGUCUUGAUGGAAAUGGAAAAGUUUUUAGCUGUUUUUAAUAGCAUUGUUUCAAAGGUUGAUAUUCUCGACAUCAUCACAGCUGGUGAAGCUGGAAGCUGUGGUCAUUCUUUGCUAGUGCUGUCUGUGGAAUAUCAUGUCCUCACCCCCAUUGUUCCGACAAGGAAUAGCAUAUUUGCGAGACAUUGUAGAAAAUUUGCUGACGAUACGUGGGUUGUGGUUGAUGUCUCUUUGGAUCACAAGUAUGGAACGGGUUCAGUACACCCUAACUGCCAUCGGAUGCCAUCAGGAUGUAUCAUCCAAGCCAUUCCAAGUGGUGGCUCCAGAGUUACAUGGAUUGAGCAUGUAGAGGUCGAAGAUCGAAGAGUUCAUUCAUUGAGAAAGCCUUGUGUUGACUCUCUUCUUGCUUUUGGAGCUGAACGAUGGGUUUCGAUUCUAGCAAGACAAUGUGAACGGCUUGCAGCUGUGUCAGUUCUUAAUUUUCCUCCUGAUGAUGUCAAUCAUAUUGUUCUAACGCAUCCAAAGGUUAGGAGAGAUAUAUUUAAGCUAUCUGAAAGCAUGGUGUUAAGCUUCUCUAAUGGAGUGACAUCAUCACCUUCGCAUUCAUGGAUAAACCAAUCAUCCGGCAAUGGAAGUGAUCGAAUCAGAUUCGCCAUAAAAACCACUCAGAGCAACGAUCCGGCCGGCAAAGCCUCUUCGACUAUAUUAAGUGCGACAACCUUCUUCUGGCUUCCACUCCACCAUAAAUUGGUGUUCGAGUUCCUCUCGGAUCAAAAUACUCGAAAACAGUGGAACAUUUUGGCAAGAACAGGAGAAAUUGAGGAAUUUGUUCACAUCACCACCGGGCAUGAAGUUGCCAACUGUGUAUCUAUGUUCCGAGUGCUUAAUGGUGCAAACACUGGACCAGAACUGCUGGUUCUCCAAGAAUGUAGCACAAAUCCAACAUCAUCUUGUGUUGUUUAUGCCCCAAUCGAUUCUCAAGGUGUAAGAAAAUUAUUAUUCGGCCGAAUGCCAGAAAAUGGGGAAGAUCUCCUCCCUUCCGGAUUUACUAUAUAUCCCAGUUGCAGGCCAUCAUCACUAGCAACAUUGACGAAUCCUGAACAAGUGAUUUCGAGAGCCGGUGCCGGAGCUGCCGGAUCGCUUGUAACAAUGUCUUUCCAAGUUCAGGUUGAUCCUUCAGAUACCACAUCCAUCUUUUCCAUUAAUGGAUCGAUUGCCUCCAUAACUUCUCUCAUCGAGUCUACCAUGAAGAGGAUCAAAACGGGUUUGCUCCCAAAUUUUCUCUAA